Eruca vesicaria subsp. sativa (arugula) is the source of this 600-nucleotide messenger RNA. NCBI's taxonomy places the organism in Eukaryota, Viridiplantae, Streptophyta, Magnoliopsida, Brassicales, Brassicaceae. The record is from the annotation of a GenBank genome assembly.
AUGAGUAUCACGGCUUUGCUUGUUCUUAAGUGCACUCCUGAGACUCCAAACCCUGUUAUCCUCGCUCACGCAUUCGACUUCUCUGGAUUCAACUAUUUCUACCACCCUAACAUCACCGAGUUCGUUCGAUUCUACAGUAGUACUGUGGCCAGCCGAACCCUUCCUUCUCAGCGACAAUCUGUUAAACACGAAGAUUAUAUGGUGCAUGCUUACAAUAGAGACGGUCUCUGCGCCGUGGGACUCAUGGAUGAUCGUUAUCCUGUUCGAUGUGCCUUUUCUCUUCUCAACCAGGUUCUUGAUGAGUACCAGAAGAUUUUUGGUGAGACAUGGAGGUCUGCUAAAGAAGUCUCUAAGCAGAAGUGGCCGUACUUAGUAGAAGCUUUAGACAAAUUUCAGGACCUGGCGGAAGCUGAUAAGCUGUCGAAAAUUCAGAUGGAGCUGGAUGAGACCAGUAUUAUCAUUCAUAAAACCAUUGAUAGUGUCCUAGCCCGAGGUGAAAAGCUGGACACAUUAGUGGAGAAGAGUUCAGAUUUGAACAAGGCAUCAAAGAUGUUUUACAAGAAAGCAAGGAAAACAAAUGUAUGUUGUACAAUUCUCUGA